CUCCACUCUCCAGAAUGUCAAAACACCAGAGUUAUACACUCAUCUGGAUCUUGACACUUGCCUUUGGACAUUUGAUGCAUGGUUUAACAUGAAUGAAAUUGUGAAUGACUGUGGCGGAAGAAUCAAAUCUGAAGUACAGGUAGAAGGAAGUGACAAGAACCAUGUGACUGUUUCUCUAUCACUAUACCUAAAAAGGUUAUCAGCCUCUGGACCCCCCAUUGGUUGGAGUACUGUUGAGCAUCAGACAGAGCUGGAGGUGUCUUUCCAUUAUCGGCCAUUGCUUUGGGGCAGUCAAUUAAAACUUCAGCAACUGUUGAAUGCAACUCUACAGCUGAAAAGAGUGGCUGCCGAUUCAGAUGGCCGGUUGCUGCUGGAUUUUACAACAACUACUCACUUUCAUGGCUGGUUUGUGACAUCUCACAGAGGAGCCCCUCAUGUGAGAUCCACUGUUUACCCUCCACAUGGACUACUUACCAACAUGUCACUGCAUCUCAUAUGGUCACAGGCAACAUGGAACAGUCCAGUGCAGUCUUGGAGGGCAACUAGUGACUACAGUCUCCAGGAUUACUCUGGAAACUAUACAGCCAGUCUUGUGGCAUGUGUUGCUGCUCCUGGGCUUCAGUACACACCAAAUGCUGCCAGUGACUGCAUACCUCAAGUACCACCUGUAAGGUUGUCUAUUCCUGUAAAUUUUCAGCAUAGUGCUAAACCAGCAGCACUGUCAUAUGGACUUGAGACACAUUUUGUCAUCAGCAAUAACCUUGACAGUUUACUAGGACCACCAGAAAAUCUUCAGGAUUACAAAGGCCCCUACUUUCCUGAGGAAACAGUUGUUGGGCAUAUCCUUUGGCUUCCUACCCACCAAUUGCACUCAGCAUAUCAGUUAACAGUACAUCGUGUCUAUGUUUGUUCUGGAAAUGCUGAUACUGCCCCUACCAGUUGCCUACGGGGAUCUCCAGGACUGGGCCACACUAUCUUAUUACUGGAUAGAGAUGACCCAGAAAUUUCUGAUGACUCUUACAAUGAUAACUCCUUUGAAGCACGUUUUGCUUCUGAAAUGGAUGAUAUUGGCAAGCUCGCUCAUUUUCCUGGAGCUGAUGGCUUCAUCUUCAAAGUAGCACCUUUAUAUAGUAUGAAUGUUGGUAAUCAGUGGUAUCUACAGGCAUUGUACAGUAUUGGUCCAAGAAGUGCCACACGAUAUACAAGAAGUGUAGAUAAUGGACUGCCAGAGAAUGCCUCAACUGUAAAACCAUUUUUGCUUGAACCAUCCAUCAAUGUACCUCACGCAAAAGAAGUGUUGGCUCCAGGAACAUUUAUUGCAGCUGCUGGGGUAAUUCUUCUGACUGCUUGCUGCCUGGGAGGAGCAUUGUGUCAGUCAAGAAGGCAACCUACUUCUGAUGUCGUUGCCCCUCUCAAUAGCUCACUGCAAAGCCCCAAUACUGGGAAGCAACAAGUGCUGCUGAGAGCUAUACCAGUCACUGUGUGGAAUGACCUUGCUUCUAACGAAGGCACUGAAGUGUGAUAUUAUUAAUACUACCUCAUGUAGUGAUAUCAUUGUAUGUUUAGACAGAGGAGGAACUAACUAUGUGGACAACUGUAGAUUCUAGUAUUUUUUGAGAUUAACUGUAAUCUCACACAUUAGAUAUUGCAUGAAUGUUAAAAGUGAGAAUUAAAAUUACCAAGGUCACAGAUCUCUGACUUACCAAUAGAGCUGAAAAUCAAAUAACUGAAAUAAAAUUGUCAGAUUUAUUUAAUUAUUGUUUUAAAAAAAUGUUACUGAUUGUCUCACUUUCUUAAUAGUUGCUUCAGUGUUAAGUUCUAUAAAAAAAAAAAAAAAGGCAGAUGAAAUAGCGAAAGAUAAACAACUGUACACAGACAACCCAUGUUCCCUAGGGAAACACAGUGACCAUUGUAAAUUUCUUAAAUUACAUAUUUCUCCUAUCACAUUUGUGUUGCACCCACAAAAUUGGUCACACACAGCUUGCCAGCCACUCGUGUCCAUGAACAGUGCACUACAUACAAUCUUGCGUAAUCAACAACUGUGCACGACACAGCACAAUUAAUCAUGCCAGUGUGCAUGUGGCCUAAGAUACACCUCACCG
Schistocerca cancellata (South American locust) is the source of this 2102-nucleotide messenger RNA. Its product is annotated as extracellular matrix organizing protein FRAS1-like. Lineage: Eukaryota; Metazoa; Arthropoda; Insecta; Orthoptera; Acrididae. The record is from RefSeq and is a predicted model, not a curated record. The coding region runs from base 89 to 1522 and encodes 477 amino acids. The transcript is spliced from 8 exons.